UGUGUUUGUGUUGURCUGGGUUAGAGUGUAAACURUGUUCCGUUUGUGUUGUCCCAGAUGCCAUGCAGGUGGUGGUGACGAGGACGUACACAGCCAAGCAGCCUGAUGAGCUGUCACUGCAGGUGGCUGACGUGGUCCUGGUGUCACAGACUGUGGAGGAUGGCUGGUAUGAGGGCGAGCGACUCCGUGAUGGCGAGAGYGGUUGGUUCCUGUCAGAAUGUGCUGAACCAAUCACGUGCCAGGCCACUAUUGAGCGCAACAUGCAGAGGAUGGACCGCCUCCAAGGGCUGGAAACCAAUGUGUGAUCUGGAACGGCAGGCUCCACCCACUAAUUACACAAGUGACCUGCCUGUUCUCGAACAGACCAAUGAGUGAACCUUAUGCCGAAGACGGCCUUUGACGUUGAGCGGACCGUCACCCGUUUGAAAGUCUUUGGUCAACAGAGCGACGUGUGAGCUCUUUCCACCAGCGACUGAAUACACCAAUGAGCUGCCUUCAAGCACUAUCAACCAAUGAGAGAGCUGACUUGACACUAAAUUCACCAAUAGAAUCUCUCCGUGGGUCAACAGACAAAUGUAUGUGUGAGCCUUGCCUGCUGACUGUUUCUAUUAGAAUGGGGUUUUUCAUUGUUACCCAUGCAACGUUCUCCGCCUUCUACCGGUCUAUAUCGUAAGGACAUUUGACCUUUUGACCUGUCAACAACAUUCUGAUUCCUCCCACUGAUGGGAGACUGGCCAACCACUGUAACCACUGAGACUGGCCAACCACUGUAACCACUGAGACUGGCCAACCACUGCCCGCGUAACUGUUUAUUUUGGGCCCCGAAGGACAUCCCCCUUGGACACACACAUGACAUGCUGGGGUCAAAGUUUAAAACUGCCACACACAGAGUGGACACCUAUAGUAGGACGGCGCGUUCAAACUGAUAUGGACACGGAAUCAUUUGAUUAACUAUUUCCUUCUGGAAAAACUCCCCAGAAGUUUCCGGGAAUGAAACGUACCCUCUCUACUACAUAGUAACUAACAAUUUAUAGGAACAAAACAACUAUGUUGAUGAUCUGUAUAUAUAUAUUUGUUUUAAUUGUCAUGCUCUUUAAAAUGCCUGGUUGUCCUGGUGUGAUGAGGAUCUGGCUGAGUGUAUGGAGCCAACAUGGCUCAGUGUCCAGGUCAGUUUCACCUCUGCUCUGUGGUCAGGCUAUAGUGUGUGAUGAGACUGAUGGGGAAGAGGCUCAGAUACACAAAUGGCACUGUAUUUUCCAACUUAUCUGUGUGUGCAGCUGGGAGGCCAUUUGUAAUGUUAACUGAAUGUGACAAAUGUUCCAAAAAUGGCCAAAUAACACGUCCCUGUGUGGUUAGUAGGAGGCUGUGUGACUGCUGAAGAGGCUGAAUGUACAGUAAGGAGCCAACAUGGUGGACUGAACGGGCCAGUUUCCAGACUUCCCUCUGGUUAGAAGGUUACAGUAUAGCGAGGCUGAAUGUUAUGAUGGUCUACAAAGGCAAAAAGAAACUCCCACCAUCAUG
Salvelinus sp. IW2-2015 is the source of this 1521-nucleotide messenger RNA. RefSeq names its product rho guanine nucleotide exchange factor 26. Gene Ontology annotation, molecular function: guanyl-nucleotide exchange factor activity; protein binding. NCBI's taxonomy places the organism in Eukaryota, Metazoa, Chordata, Actinopteri, Salmoniformes, Salmonidae. The record is from RefSeq and is a predicted model, not a curated record. Gene Ontology annotation, biological process: activation of GTPase activity.